Chrysochloris asiatica (Cape golden mole) is the source of this 648-nucleotide messenger RNA. It is a transcript of the gene NPM2, whose product is annotated as nucleophosmin/nucleoplasmin 2. NCBI's taxonomy places the organism in Eukaryota, Metazoa, Chordata, Mammalia, Afrosoricida, Chrysochloridae. The coding region runs from base 1 to 648 and encodes 215 amino acids. Gene Ontology annotation, cellular component: nucleoplasm; nucleolus; cytoplasm. The record is from RefSeq and is a predicted model, not a curated record. The transcript has 8 exons. Gene Ontology annotation, biological process: positive regulation of DNA replication; chromatin remodeling. Gene Ontology annotation, molecular function: chromatin binding; histone binding; RNA binding.
AUGAGUCGAAGCAGCACCAGCAGCAGAGCUGAAAAGACAGUGACAACCAUGCUCUGGGGCUGUGAGCUAAAUCAGGAGAAGCGAACUUGGGCCUUCAAGCCCCAGAUGGCAGGGAAACAGGACUGUAAGGUGUUGCUUAGUACGAUUUGUUUAGGGGAGAACGCCAAUGAGGAGAUGAAUCUCGUGGAAAUCCUGCCCUCAGCCAACCAGGCGAACAAGAAGACACAGCCGAUUACUAUUGCCUCUCUUCAGGCCUCCAUCCUACCCAUGGUCUCCCUAGUGGGAUUGGAGUUUUCCCCACCAGUCACUUUUAAGCUCCGGGCUGGCUCUGGACCUGUGUUCCUCAGUGGUCAGGAAUGUUAUGACACUUCAGACCUAGCUUGGGAAGAGGAGGAGGAGGAAGAGGAGGAAGAAGAGGAAGAAUAUGAUAAUGAAGACGAUGAUGAUGAUCAAGAUGUGUCCCUGCCUCUGGAGGAAACCCCUCUGAAAAAAGCCAAGAGGCCGGCACCCCAGAAGCAAAUGAAUGUUACUAAGAAAACAAAGAUGGAAAAAGAAGAGGAGGCAGUAAGAUCCAGUGUUCCAGACAAGAGCCCUAUGACAAAGGUCAGAGUUACACCCAGAGCUAAAAAGCCUGUAUACAAGAAGUGA